Molecule: messenger RNA, 5774 nt
Organism: Bacillus rossius redtenbacheri
Lineage: Eukaryota; Metazoa; Arthropoda; Insecta; Phasmatodea; Bacillidae
Product: transmembrane protein 192
Exons: 7
Coding region: 224-1042 (272 amino acids)
Cellular component (GO): late endosome; lysosomal membrane
Source: RefSeq, a predicted model, not a curated record
AUUCUAUGAAUGAAUAAAGAUCUUACGCAGUCAGUCACAUGAAAAUAUGACUGGGGAAGCACUGUGAGAAGGAAGGCGUAAUCAUAUGCUGGAAGAUAUAACUAUACAAUUUUUAACUUCUGUAGAGUUUGAGUGCCAAAGAUGUUUUAUUUUUUAAAUAUGUCGAUUAUAUUUGAUUAUCUCACAACAGGUUUAAUAUUUUCGGUCUAGUGUUGCUGUAAAAAUGGUCAGCCUUUCUAGGGGCUUCAGCUCAUCUUCAGGAGGAGGCGUGUUCUUCAACGACGCGUCUCUCAGCAUCGAGGACGACGCGCAGCAGCUGGAGCCCAUCAUCGGGGCGCUGGAAGCCAGCAACUUCCACACGCUGGACACGGUGCUGGUGUCGGCGCUGCAUCUCUCCCUCGCGAUUGGUCAGCUGGUGCUCGCUCUCGUGCUGUUUGUCGUGUGGCCGUACGACAGCCGGAGGUGCGAUCCGUACUUCAUCAUCCUGUACGUCCAGGCCGCCCACUGGUGCAUCUCGCUGAUUAUACAUCUACACAUCAAGAACAAACACAAUCUGCUGAGAGUAAAUGGCUACCACGAGUUUUUCCGGAAGAUGUACAGCCGCUCCCAGAUGCCUUUCUACAUCGUCUCUAUGUGGAGCGCAGUGCUGCUGGUGGUCGCAGCGGCGGGGGAGCAGGCGAGCCCCGACUUCCGCCGGCAGUGCCGCUCCGAGUCCAGCUACCUCUCGCCGGCCGGGUACCUGUGUGGCGUGGUGGGGGCCGAGACCCUGGCGCUGGUCGCGGCCAUCUCCUUCUACCUGUCCCGAGUUGUGCGCUUCAACAGGAAGAAGCCCGCGCCGGAUGUCCUGAGAGACGAGUGGAUGAUCAGUCUCAUACAGAACAACUACGGCAGCGGGGAAGUCGGCUACAGGGAGCGCAGCAGCCAGCUCCAGGACCUGCUGGAGAAGCAGGCGGACGUGAUCCGCUCCCUGCGCGACCAGAGCGCUCGGCUCAGCCUCAAGGUCAUGCUGCUGAGCUCCGGGCCGAGCGCCGCCCGCCCCUAGGGGCCUCUCCGUCCGCGGUCGACAACCCGGGCGGACUUCCCGUUCCGAUUGGAAUACGUGGCGUGGAAGCGAGAGUAGACCUCGCAACUUGAAACGAGGGUGGAGAAGUACGUGCGUCAGCUUGAUCUAUGGUUAUCUGAGAAAUAACACAUUUCCAGGGAGGCUGGAACGCAAACGCAGGGGUUUCUGGGAUUGCAGUGGGAAGACUUGACAACUUAAGCCAGUUCAAGUCAUUUUCCUACCGAGCUCCUCCCUCGGAUAAACAUGGCUAUGACAAGAUUGUAUUUUUGUCCUCUAUUAGGCUGCCUAGUGUAGGAACUAAUAUUAGGAUUGCUUUUUUUUUUUUUUAAUGUGGUUUCUGCAAAAAAUAAUUACUAUUAAAAUAGCAAUUUUUCUAUGCUGAGGUUUUGUUGUUAAGGAGGUUUUACUGUCCAUGUUUCAUCACUAGAGGAAGUGGUUGUCUUUAUAAAAUCGUUUGUGUCGAGACACGUUUUGAAACACCAGUUUUGUUGGUAUUUCACGAAUAGGUAAGUUUUUCUUACAUCAUUUAAAUGUUAUGUUGUUAACAAGAAUCUAUCUGUGUCUGAUGGGUUUCAGAAUGGCCCAAUGAAAUUACACUACUAUGAUGAAAAACAAUUGGUAGUGUUCAUGAACAAAAUUGAAGUAAGUGUGCAUUAAGGCUAUAGUGAAAAUUGAUUAAAUUUUCUCUUUUAAACUUCCUGUAGGUAUUGCCAUGGCAAUUCACCUUGUGUGAUGUUUGUGUCAGUUGAAUAUAAAUUUAUCACUUAUGUAUUUGAUAUUUUACUGAUACUUUAUGUUGAUUUAUGUAGUUUAGAGUUUUUAAGAGUUAUACACCAUAUUAUGAAAUACUAACAACAUGUACUGUGUUUCAUCGUAUAAUCAUUGUACUCAUGUAAUCGUCACACUGUUGUUUUAGAGCAUCAACAUUUUGAAGAAAGAAAUUCUCGCAUAAAAAUUGCAUGAGGUUUUUGGUCCCACUAUUAGAUUCUGAGCGUUUUGUGUAGGUAGUAAACACGACAGGAUAAAGCACCGUGCAACAGUAGUUGGUUGUCAAGUUGCUGUCGGACAGUUUGGUAGUUGUAAUGGGGAAAUACAGUAAUUACAAUCACAGUAAAACUCGUUUAAAAUGUACCUGUUACAACACGAUUUUUGUCCAAUACGGUCAAACAUUUUUGUUCCACCAUUUUCUCAAUAAGAUAAACGUAAUUUUUUACCAUUUAAGUUGUUGCCCAUAAACUUCUUUUCCUGUAUAAAAUAAUGUAUUUUAAAUAGUAAAUCUAUUGUUUGUUAAUAUAUUACCGCUUGGCUUAUAUAAUUAACAGAAAUACGAAUUUGUUUGAUGUGUAAAUUUUCUUUUAAAGAUGUUUUCAAACAUAACCUUUAUCUGUUUUUGUUGAUGCUGUGUAGUGUGUAUAAAAUUGUAGCCAGCGCUAGUGGAAAUCAUUUAUGAUUGCUUACAUUGAUGACCGUAUAGAGUGUGAGCGUACAGUAGAAUAUUGAUAUUGAUAGCAGAUUACAUGCAACAUGCACGCUCUGUCUCGUGCCAAGUAAACUACAUUUGUUAACUCUCAUUCUUUCGUGGUUGGUGUGUUUACGACAAUAGUUUUGCGUUAGUUCCAGCUCACGUUCAGAUCACGGUUUUCGUUUUUCUGUUUAAAGUUGGAAUAAAUAUGUUUUUGUUGCCUUUUCAUUAAUUUAAAUUGUUUGGCGUGCGCUCAUAUAGUCUACUGUUUGAUUAAAUGUAUUUUCCAUGCAAUAGGUUUUGUUUUUAUGAAUAACUUUACCUCAACAAAAAUGCUUCUUGCAUAAAAAUCGCACCCCGACUUUUCAAACUUGAUUAUUGCAUAAAGUGUGUGACGAUUAUGUGAUAAAACAUGGUAUUUAGAUAAGUGUGCUCUUAUUUUUAAAAUGUUAUAUUUGUAUUACAGUGAGUUUAUCAAAUAAGAAUGCUGGUCAUUUAUACAUUUAUUUUCUUAGUUUUGAAAAAUUUUAUUUUCAUUAGCAGCUUCGAAAAUUUUUACACUUAAUAAUAAAAGCUAGUCAGGGUCAACUCUAAAGGAAGAUUAGUUUUUGUUAUAUUUCUAUCAUUUAAAUUUCCACGCUAUUUUUAUUGCCACAGUAUUAAAAUGCUGAUUUUUUAAUAGUGAUAGUGAGGAAAGUAAAACUAUUAGAAUUGAUACUAUGUAUUGAUGAUAAGUCUCCAUGCUCUAUGUAUGUUGGGGUGAUUGUGAUAAUACUUGACUGUUUGAUACCAGCCUUCUUUUAUGUAUAUGCUCUAAAUAAAAUAACAUUAGUCAUGAGGAAGUAGCAUGUGACAUAUGUAGCACUUAUCAAAACUAAUUUUUGUAUUUCAUUUAUCACUUUAACUGAGAUAUAUAACCUUUUAUUUAUUUUUUUCCCUACGUAAAACAAACAAUUAAAGAUAUCCCAUUACAGAAAUCAGAAGGUGAAGAAGAGAUUAAAUUUUGUAUGAUUGUUUGGGUGCUAUGUAGCUUAAAAAUAAUCAUAAUUAUUUUUUAUUACUUUUUUAUGUAAUUUUCUAAAUGAUUGUUAAAGUUAACAUAUUUUAUUUGUAAUGAUCCUCAGAAGUAAAAUACCUGAAAUGAUGACUUCAGUUGAUGCCAUAUACAAUGUAUAAAAAAGAUUUUAUAGUUUCAUUUUUAGACCAAUUAAGUUUUUAAAACAUGAGAGUUUGAUGUUUUUGUUUUCAUAUCUUCUACUUUACUUGUACAUAGUGCCUCAUUUAACAAGUAUGACAUAAUAUGUACAUAUUUCAUCAAAAUAGUGUAAUUUUCAGUUUUAAAUUUUUUUUUUUAUAAUAAAAUAAUGUAUGUUAAGCAUAAUUUUCUUGGGACAAUAACAGUUAAUUGGCUAUAAUUUCUGUGUUUGAAAAAAAUUACUGUCUAGUAAUGUAAAAAUUAUUAAAUCUGAAAUGCAAAAUCAAGGAAACACUUUAUUUUUCUAUACAUUUGGUUUGUAAAUUUUAGUACAAAAUGUGCUAAAUACAACAUUUUCAUUGAUUUUAAUGUAUUAAAAGGUAGUAACAGUGUUUUAAGAUUAAGACUUAAGUUUUGUUAGAAUUCUAAUCAAUUCAGCGAUAUUUUAUUCACAUUUUGGUCCUACAUUUAGGGUGCAGCAUGAUUGUAAGUUUUAUUUUCGUUAACACAAUUCACCAUAAAAUCUUGUCAAUAUGUAUACAUAACCAUUCAGAAUAAAACCAAAGAUGUAAUGUAAUACAAUAGUGAUUUACAAUUUUCCGCCUUAUUGCUUGGGUAUGGUCUGUUUUGGAACCUUGUUAUAUUGAACAUAGGUACAUGUAUUCUUUAUUUAGGUUACUCCGUGCAACUUGAAACAGAGAGUACGUUCAGUCAUUUGCGUCAACUGCGUGGUUAAUACUUUACGCGGAGUUAGGGGUGGCAUGUCCGCAUUAUAACAUACUGAGUGUGUGAAACCAUUUUUUUUCUCCAGCUAAUAUUCGCACCAGGUUGGUUAGACGCCCAAAAUAUUAUACACCAAUACACACUGAAAUUGUAAUGGAUGUAUUGUUGUUCAAUUUUGAUUUUUUUUAUUAUGUAUUACCUAUUAUAGGCAGUGGGAGAUUUUAUUUACAUAUUACAGUUUUUUUUCCGUAGGCAACACAUGGUGUGUAGUCAUUACUUUGUCAUCUUGAUGUAAAGUGGAUUUUAAAUUCAAAGUGUGUUCCAAGAAAAUUGUUUAUUUGACGCUUAUGUGCUGUCGGCAAGAUGGUGGGCAGUGUUACCUGCUGACAGUAGCUAGGUGCAGGUUACAAGUUCAGUUUGGUGCUCUUAAUAAUCUCCAGAGCCAAGCAUACCUUUCCGGUAGAUUUUACGUUUACUCCAGUCUACGCCUUGCAACAUAAUUUCAUUUAAGAAAGGGUUCUCGAAGCCAAAAUAAAAAUUAACAGUGUAAUAAUUGUAUAAAUUUUUUUGCAUUUCAAAUGUUUACAUUUUGGGCAAAUGUUACUCGUAUUUUCAGACAAACAUUUGUUACUUCUUUAAUUAAUUAACUUAAUUAUAAAAUUUUCUGAAUUUGUUUAAAAUAUUACUAUAUCCAUUUGACUGUAUUCCUAAAUGGGAGGAAAAGCAAUUUCUUUUAGUUCUUAAUUUUCUUAAUCUGGGUAUUAUUGCCAUAUAGUGAAGUAACAAUGUAAAUUAUUCUAUUUAUCAUGAUUUUGCAAGGGAAGCACAAUUUCAUGGUGUGAGCUUUAUUAAUGUUAAAUUUUGGUUGAAAAAUUUUAAUUAGUCUGAAACUUUGCAGCUUUGUUCAUUGUUUUCAAGGUAGUUAAGGUGUGAAUGCAGAUAAUAAUACUGAUUCAGAGAGAGAAAAAGUCUGUGAAGGUGCUUAUAUAAUCAUUUAAAAAAUGAAAUACGUAACUGCCUUGUGCACAUGGGACAGUAUAUCUUGAUCAUUGUAAACUGGUUUUUAAACAAUAAUUUUGCAGUGUUCUGGAAAAUUAUGCUCCUGUGUCCGCCUUAAUAUUUUCAAAGUUAUCUAUGAUAUUUAAUGAUUGUUGUACCUAAGUAUUGUACAUUGUGUAAGUGAAUCCAGAACAAAAUCAACAUAUGUAUUUAUUUUGCUGUGCAUAUGGAAUUGUUAAUGUGACAUGUUGUUUGUUGUGCACUGUUUGUUUUACAUGUGGCAAAGGAUCUUUUGCAUAUUUUUUAUUAAUAAAGUUCUUUUAUGUAAAAAA